AUGUCGUCCGUAAAUAGAGGUGCAGCGAACGUCAACAGACGCAAGCGAUCACGCGAACCAGAUGAUGAUGUGCCUACUUCUUCGGCAAUGCCCCCCUCGAGCCCACCCGCGUCUUCUCCGCCCCUCCUGCCUCAAAACGAUGACGAUGACGAGGCCGACGAGGUGGAAGACAUUCUUGACGCCGACGACGAGCUCAUGGGCGACAUUGACGACGCCGACGAAAUGGCCGAAGACGAAGCCGGCAUUGACCUCUUUGGCGGCAACUUUGAACGCGACGAAAGGGAUCGCGAGAACAACUUCUACCGAGGCGCAAUGCUUGACGACGAGGGCGACCACGAGGAGCUGGACAUCGCCACGAGACGGCAGCUCGAAGCGCGCUUGAACCGCCGCGAUAGAGAGGUCGCCCGAGCGCGCAACCUGCCGAACGCGUUUAUGCCGGACGAAGACGACGACAUGGUCGAUCUCACCAGACAGCCGAGACGUCGGAGGCAUCGUUAUGACGAAGAUGAGGACGAUAUGGAUCUCGAUGCGAACAUCAUGGACGAAGAGCUCACGCUAGAGGCAUUGCAAGACGUCAAAGCGGCCAGUCUCACAGACUGGGUCGCUCAGCCGGCUGUACGCAAGACGAUUGCUCGGGAGUUCAAAUCUUUCCUCACAGAAUACACCGACGAGCACGGAGUCUCAGUUUACGGUACACGCGUGCGAACCCUGGGUGAGGUCAAUGCGGAGUCCCUAGAGGUCUCCUUUGAUCAUCUCGCGGAGUCCAAGGCUACACUGGCGUACUUUCUUGCAAACGCCCCGUCAGAGAUACUCAAGAUUUUCGAUGAGGUCGCUAUGGACGUUACACUGCUCCACUAUCCCGACUAUGAACGCAUUCACUCCGAGAUCCACGUCCGUAUCACAGAUCUCCCGGUCCAGUAUACUCUCCGCCAGCUGCGUCAAAGCCACCUAAACUGUCUCGUCCGUGUCAGCGGCGUGGUAACGCGCCGCAGCGGUGUCUUCCCCCAGCUGAAGUACGUCAUGGUCAACUGCACCAAAUGCGGCGCGGUCCUAGGCCCCUUCCCGCAAGAAUCCAACGUCGAAGUUAAAGUCUCCUUCUGCCAAAACUGCCAAAAGCGGGGCCCCUUCACCCUCAACUCUGAGCGGACCGUUUACCGCAACUACCAAAAGCUCACGCUGCAAGAAGCGCCCGGCACCGUGCCCGCCGGCCGCCUCCCCCGUCACCGGGAAGUGAUCCUCCUCUGGGACCUCAUUGACUCCGCGAAGCCAGGCGAAGAAGUCGAAGUGACAGGCGUAUACCGCAACAACUACGACGCGCAGCUGAACAACAAAAACGGGUUUCCCGUCUUCGCAACCAUCCUCGAAGCAAACUACGUGGUAAAAUCGCACGACCAGCUCGCGGGCUUCCGCCUCACGGAGCAAGACGAGCGCGACAUCCGCGCGCUGUCCAAAGACCCCCGCAUCGUCGACAAAAUUAUCAACAGCAUCGCGCCCAGCAUCUACGGCCACACGGACAUCAAGACCGCCGUGGCGCUCAGCCUCUUCGGCGGCGUCAGCAAAGAAGCCCAAGGCAAGCAUGCCAUACGCGGCGACAUCAACAUCCUCCUCCUCGGGGACCCCGGAACCGCAAAAUCGCAAGUCCUCAAAUACAUCGAGAAGACCGCUCACCGCGCCGUCUUCGCAACCGGCCAGGGCGCCAGCGCCGUCGGUCUAACUGCCAGCGUGCGCCGUGAUCCCCUAACAAGCGAGUGGACGCUCGAAGGCGGCGCGCUGGUGCUCGCAGACAAGGGCGUCUGCCUGAUCGACGAGUUCGACAAGAUGAACGACCAGGACAGGACCAGCAUCCACGAGGCCAUGGAGCAGCAGACCAUCUCGAUCUCCAAGGCCGGCAUCGUCACGACGCUGCAGGCUAGAUGCGCGAUUGUGGCGGCGGCCAAUCCGAUCGGCGGGAGGUAUAAUAGCACCGUGCCGUUUAGCCAGAACGUCGAGCUCACGGAGCCGAUCUUGUCGCGCUUCGACAUCCUGUGUGUGGUUAGGGAUACGGUUGACCCUGCCGAGGACGAGCGGCUGGCGAAGUUUGUCGUAAAUUCGCAUGGGAGGGCGCAUCCGGUUUCGAAUGCGGCGGCGGGCCAGCGACCGGGCUCUCGUGCAGCGGCGAAUGGGGAGGGCAGCAUGGAGGUUGAUGGGGAGAGCCAGCAGCAGCAGAAGCAGGAGGGCGAGAUCCCGCAGGAGCUGCUGCGGAAGUAUAUCCUCUAUGCGCGCGAGAAGUGCAGGCCGAAGCUGUAUCAGAUCGAUCAGGAUAAGGUGGCGAGGCUGUUUGCGGAUAUGCGAAGGGAGUCGCUAGCCACGGGGGCGUAUCCUAUCACUGUCCGCCACUUGGAAGCCAUCAUGCGGACCUCCGAGGCUUUCUCUAAGAUGCGGCUGUCCGAGUACUGCAGCGCGCAGGACAUCGACCGCGCCAUCGCUGUUGCGGUUGAUAGCUUCGUCGGCUCCCAGAAGGUCAGCUGCAAGAAGGCGCUCGCCAGGGCGUUUGCAAAGUAUACGCUCGCUAGGCCUGGGGCGAUCAGGAGUACUGGUGGAGGUAGGUAUGGAGGGACGUCCAGAACUACGAGGGUGGCCGCUUAG
This is a messenger RNA of Coniosporium apollinis CBS 100218, 2625 nucleotides long. RefSeq names its product minichromosome maintenance protein 2. The coding region runs from base 1 to 2625 and encodes 874 amino acids. Lineage: Eukaryota; Fungi; Ascomycota; Dothideomycetes. The transcript is spliced from 3 exons. Gene Ontology annotation, cellular component: MCM complex; nucleus. The record is from RefSeq and is a predicted model, not a curated record. Gene Ontology annotation, biological process: double-strand break repair via break-induced replication; DNA replication; mitotic DNA replication initiation. Gene Ontology annotation, molecular function: ATP binding; 3'-5' DNA helicase activity; single-stranded DNA binding.